AUGAACAAGUCAGCAGUGUUAUAUCUCUGCGGCAUACACAAACCUAUUGAGUGUGGAGCAGGUAAACAACAUGAAGCAAGCACCAGAAGCUAUUUCCAACUACUUCAAGGGAAAGAUGUCAACAUAAAUGCCCACUCACUUGUUAAUGAAACAUUGUGGAUUAUAAUAUUGGGAACAAAGUACAAAGUAGGAGCUGUUGUUCAGCAUGGAUUUCUGCAUCUGCUACCAACAUUUUCAGUUAUAAAGAAAAUUGUUGUUGUUGAUGGUGAAUUAAACAGCUGUUUUUUUAUUCUUGAAAGACUACAUACUAUAGAGUUCAAUGAACAUUACCAUGCAUAUAAGGUGGAGAAGCCUAUUGAUAUAAGUUUAGGUAUUUGCACACAAGAAGAACUUGUAUCUUUUAUGCCAAUGCAUUACACAAAUCCUGUAAAUUCCAAUGGAUCCUUUGUGAAUAUUAAAUAUGACGUUGAUUUAUAUCAGCAUGAGUAAGAAUUAUUAAAAUGGAUUUAUGUACAAUAUAUUUUUAUGUGUGCAUAUCCUG
Dendronephthya gigantea is the source of this 541-nucleotide messenger RNA. RefSeq lists its product as uncharacterized. The record is from RefSeq and is a predicted model, not a curated record. The transcript is spliced from 4 exons. Lineage: Eukaryota; Metazoa; Cnidaria; Anthozoa; Malacalcyonacea; Nephtheidae. Bases 1 to 489 code for a protein of 162 amino acids.